AUGGCUGAGGCGGAGGGAGAUGACCGCGAUAGACGGGUUAUUAAAAACGCACCCAAAGCUUGGAAAGCGGACAUCUGGGCACAUUUCGGAUUUUAUGAAGUGAAUGGGAAACUAGACAAGUCUUACGCGGUGUGUAAAAUCUGCCACACUAAAAUUAAGCACGUUGGCAAUACAACUAACUUCACGAACAAUGUUGAUCGUUGGCAUCCUGAGUUAGCUUUAACAACAACAACAACACAAAAAGUCGACACAUCCCAGCCAAGAAUUGACGAGUCGCUAGUGUCAACAUUGCCACACAACUCCGAGAGAGCAAAGAGGAUCACACGAUCGGUGGCAUGUUUUAUAGCGAAGGAUCUACGACCCUAUUCUGUGGUAGAAAAUGCGGGGUUUCGCCACAUGCUUAAAACAAUUGAGCCCCGGUAUAAGCUACCGACAAGAGCUACCUUCAGUGAUUCCGCAUUUCCCGCAUUGUACAAAGAAACCAAAGCAAAGACGAGAGCAGUUUAUGAGAGCCACACUGGUGCUCAUAUGGCAAGGCUACUCUUGGAUGUUGUGGAGGAAUGGCAGCUUACAGAUAAAAGUGUUGUGCUGGUGACGGACAACGCCGCUAAUAUGAUUAGUGCUGCUGAAAUUGGGAAGUUCCCUCAUGAAAAAUGCUUUGCGCAUACGUUAAACCUCGCUGCGCAGCGGGCGCUUAAGCUACCGGCGGUCUCCAGGCUUCUGGGCAGAGUCCGACGUAUCUCAGCAUACUUCCACCGCAGCACAAAGGCAAAGCACCUGUUUGAAGAAAACCAGAGAGUUGUUCUUAAACUGACAAGUCCACUUAAACUGAUAACAGAUGUCGCCACAAGGUGGAAUAGUGCUCAUGAUAUGAUGGAGAGGUUUUUGCAACUGCAAGCUGCAGUGCAUGCCACCCUGCUGUCACCUGCCCUAAAUGUAGAUGAAAGUGACAUCGUCCCUCUCAGCAGAGCCGAUCUGGCUAAUGUGGAGGAAGUAGUGAAGACAUUAAAACCAGUGAAGGAUGCCACUGUGUUUAUGUCAGAGGAGAGCAGUCCUACAGUCAGCCUAAUUGCACCAGUAUAUGCCCAACUCCUCCAGAGCAUGUCCGACACUAUUGGAGACCAACCACUGAUCCAUGAUGUGAAGAAUGCCAUCAAAACAGAUCUCCUUAAGAGGUACAAUAGUGAGGCAGAGAAAAAGAUCCUUCAUACAUCCUCUGCCCUGGAUCCUCGCUUUAAGGGGUUACCUUUCCUGACAGAGGAGGAGAGAUUGGAUGUCUCCGCAGGAGUGAUUUCAGAGGCUGCAUCCCUGGAGGAGUAUGAGAGAAAACAGAGAACAGAAGCAGAUGAAGCGCCUGGCAGAACAGGAAGUUCAGGAACCAAGGAAGAGUUGCUGUCCGUGGAUGACAAUGUGUCAGACUCAGUAGGCCCCUCCGCUCCCAAAAGAAGGGCCUCAUCGCUGCUUUUAAGUUUCCUGGGACCUGCUUUCAUCAAUGACACCAGUGAACCUGCAGUACAAAGUAAGACCACCGAUGCCAGUGCUGAGGAGGAAAUGGACUUGUACUGUAGAUCCCCAGCUGUGCCUCUCUCUGAGGAUCCCUUGGACUGGUGGCAUCGCCAUAAGGGCACAUUUCCUCUCCACUCUAGGUUAGCAAAGAGAUACUUGUGCAUCCCCGGGACAAGUGUGUCAGCAGAGAGUCUUCUCCACUGCAGGAGAUGUUAUCACUGCAAAAAGAAGCUCUCUCAAACCGGACCAUGUCGAUCAGCUUGUGUUUUUGCACAAGAACCUUGA
This is a messenger RNA of Megalobrama amblycephala (Wuchang bream), 1791 nucleotides long. Its product is annotated as E3 SUMO-protein ligase ZBED1-like. The transcript is spliced from 3 exons. NCBI's taxonomy places the organism in Eukaryota, Metazoa, Chordata, Actinopteri, Cypriniformes, Xenocyprididae. Gene Ontology annotation, molecular function: DNA binding; protein dimerization activity. Bases 1 to 1791 code for a protein of 596 amino acids. The record is from RefSeq and is a predicted model, not a curated record.